Molecule: messenger RNA, 495 nt
Organism: Hyphopichia burtonii NRRL Y-1933
Lineage: Eukaryota; Fungi; Ascomycota; Pichiomycetes; Serinales; Debaryomycetaceae
Exons: 1
Coding region: 1-495 (164 amino acids)
Cellular component (GO): cytoplasm
Source: RefSeq, a predicted model, not a curated record
AUGUCAAUUUCCAAAGUGUCUCGCGAGAAGAGAGCCAAUUUCAAUGACAAAGUCAAGAUGUAUGACUUUGCUGCUGGACCCUAUCCAUGCCGGGUACAUAUAGCUUUAUGCGAGAAAAAGUUACACGAACAGGUUGAGUACCAGACUGUUGAUAUCUUCAAGGGAGAACACAAGCAAGAAUGGUUUAAGAAAAUCAAUUAUUCUUGUACGUUUCCGGUGAUCGAGUUUGACAAUGGCACCUACUUAAUGGAAACCACGUCUAUAAUUGACUAUAUUGAUAAGCAGGGACACAACCCCGGGAGUUUGAGUGGAUACGAUCCAUUAGAACAAGCCACUAUUUGGAUGAUGGCUCGAAGAGUCGAAUUACAGUUUUCAGAACCGUUAAGUUACUAUUUGCAUCAUGCAACACCCGGGUUAGGACCCGACACCGAAGAAUCCCAAAACAAAGAGUGGGGGGUCUACCAAAGGGAAAAGGGCUUAAAAGGAGCUAAAUAA